Brenthis ino (lesser marbled fritillary) is the source of this 6714-nucleotide messenger RNA. The record is from the annotation of a GenBank genome assembly. NCBI's taxonomy places the organism in Eukaryota, Metazoa, Arthropoda, Insecta, Lepidoptera, Nymphalidae.
AUGUCGUGGAUGAAGCGGCAAGGCAGCGCGGCGCCGCCCAGGUCCGAGCAGCAGGCUUUUACUGCUCCUCAGCCAUAUGGAAACCAACAGAAUAUGUUUCCUACAUACCAAGGACCAUUACCUGGACACCAACAACAAACAUGGCAAAUACCCCAGCAGCAACAGCAAUAUAGUCAGCAAUAUGGCCAGGUGUAUCAACAGCAACCCUUUGUGAACAAUGCCAACCAAUACUUUCAGCAGCCACAGCAACAAUACAAUCAAAAUUAUGUUAAUCAGAAUUUUGAUAAUGUUCAACCAGGCUAUCAACAGAACUACAAUCAUAACCAGACACCUCAACAACAAAAUUUCACACAGAAUGAGGGAAAUGUUGAUGGAUGGGAAGAUAAUUGGGGAUGGGGAUGGGACGAUACAUCAAAGCAGUAUCAAAAGUCUAUUAAUCAACAUGCUGCCCAACAACCGGUUUCUCAGCCCCAAUUAUUUAGCAAUUCAAAUGUGAUAGAAGAAAGUUUUGCUCCUACAAAUAGCUGGAAUUGGUCUAUGGAAGAUAAAAAAGAACCUGAGGUACCUCCGUCUAUGCAAUCAUUUCACCAUAAUCAAGAAGAACCUUUAUAUAUUGAAAAUGUAGUUAAUGAAAAUAAUGUAUUUAAUGAAACAAUGCAAGGAAAUACUAAUAAUGUAUCAGGACAAGAUAAUCCAGAAAAAGUGAAGAAUUUAAGUGAUAAAGAAGCUGUAAAGGAACAAUUACCUAAUUUAGCUCUAGGAAAACGUUUUAAUUUAGAAAAUUUAACACCGCAAUGGUCAAUAGAGUCACAAAUGUCACAAGACUCUAGUGACGGACCUCACACACAGUCUGAAGGAACUUAUAGAAGUGAAAAUCAAUCUAGAAAUUCAAAUAAAAGCAGCCCAGGGCCAAAUACUGAUGCAACUAAUUUCAAUUAUUCACAAUCUGGUCUUAAUGAAAUGGGCCUCACAAAUAGUGAAUUCAAGCAUUCAAAUGAUGAUUCUAAUCCAACAAAUAGUGGACAAGAUAAUAGCAGAAGAGAAAGCUAUGAUGAACUGGCAAACUCAGUUAAGGAAAUGAACUUAGGAAACCAUGAACUCACCCCUGUAGGUCAGCAACCUAGCCAUAAUAUUGAAAAUAUACAAGAAAAUAUAGAAUCUGUUAGGGCACCAGAGCCAUCGGUUUCUCCAAUUUCUUCUUUACCCAGUCAGUUAAUACCACAAGCGAUGCUAUCUCCGCCACAUGUAACAUCUCAGCAUGUACAAAAUCCUCAAUCGGCAAUUUCUUCUCAAGGCAAUGCUGUGCCUACACCGUCACAACCUCCAAUAAAUAUGCCAACAUCUUCACAUGUUAGUGUUGCAAACUUACCACCACCUCCUACAUCAAUGCCUUUACUUCCUCCAUCGAAUUUUCCAACAUCAUCAACCCAAAAUCCGUUUAAAAGUAGUGCACCCUUUUCACAUAAAAGCAUUGCUAAGACUCCUGCAAAUCCUCAGCCUCAGUCCUUCCCGCCUCAAGUGCCCGGUGCAAACCUGACAUCACCAGCUGUUGUUAAUAAAGUUGUCCAACAAGACAGGCUUUCAGCAAGCUUCGGUGCUAAUUUGGAAACUACCCCCGAUAAUUCAGAGAGGCCUGAUCAGCCUCAAGUAACCAGCUACAGGUCUAUGUCUAUACCACCUCAAGUACCUGACAACUUGGAAAUAGCACCCCAAAAUGAUAGAAAUGAAUAUUUGCAGACUGCACAUUUGUCGAGUGGAGAUUAUGGUGAAAACACAGAUUUCAGUAGAAAUAUUCCGCCCCCGGGGCUUAGGCGCAUGGGAGUAGGCCAGCAGGAGGGAGAAUAUAAUCAAAGCUUGAAUAUUUCUGGGGAUGAACCUCCUCCGGGCUUAGCGCGCAUGGUACCCGGGCAACAGACGGAGAUGGAUAACUCGUACAAUCAAGCCACCGACGACUACAUGGACCGACAAAUAGACGGUCAGCCUACCGACGGUAGUGGACGACCGUACAGACAAGCCGACGGACAGCAGAUUGCUGAUAAUUAUACACCAUCUGUUGCCUCCCGUGGAGGGGAUAGAAGACCUGUAGGCUUGGACCGGAUGGUGCCAGGAGAGCCUAGCAACGAUGAAUAUCCGCAAUAUCCGACAUCCAACUUUGCUUCAGCAAAUGAGCACAGGGUCGUCACUGGAGUUGAUCAUGACUACGCUGUAUCAACUGACGCAGGUCGGAUUGAUAUCCGUGAGCAAAACGUUGACGGUUCCGACUACACUGAACCACCGGCAAGGAAUCCUAGAAGCGUAAUUGGCGCGCGUGAAGCCAGUAACGACACCUCGCCUGACUUCAGCUUAUCAGUUGAUGAUCAACAGAGAGAAAUCACAAUGGAAGGCGAAAACUUGCAUGAUUUAAGUGUCAUGACGUACGACGGGUCCAAUGCGAAUGCCGUAGAAGUGCCCAAAGACCGGAGCCAUGACGCAGCGGAUGUUACAGAAUAUCCUAAUAAUUCAAGGAGGCAAUCUCUUAGUCGCGUCACCUCAGGUGAGGAUUCCGAGAGAGAUAGAGCGUUCAAGGCGUCGCCUAGGAAGGACAGGGACAAACAGAAGUCGAGAGAGCGCGACAGGGAGCGGGACAAGGACAGAGGUCGUUACUCUCGAGGCGAUAGGAAGUACGAUCGCGAGUCGGAGAGGCGAUCGACUAGAGAAGACCGUCGUGACCGCCGCGAGCGCGACGCCAGCCCCGAGCCCCGCCGCCACAGACGCAGCACUCGAAGCCAUCGAUACGAGACCGAAGAUACCGACUAUUAUAGCGACCGUGACAGGGACCGCAGACAAUACAGAGAAGGAUCGUACACGUCGUCCAAACCCCCUCGCGGAGAUGACAAGGACAGGCGCCAUGACGACCGCGAGCGCCGCCGAUACAACACUAUAGAGCGCGAGCGUCGCUAUGAGGAGGAUCGGGUUCGGCGCAGUGACCGCCAUCGUGACCGAGACCGUGACCGAGACCGUGACCGCGACCGUGACCGUAAUCCUGAUCGCUUCGACAGACGAUAUAGGGACAUCGACCCAAGGAAGUUCGCCUCGCUCCGACGUGAUAAAGAUGAUGACGACAGAAGAAAAGUCGUAACGUUCAGUGGCGAUGCUAUAUCUGAUAGUAAAUCCAAAGGCGAGACGUACUCAUCGGGGUCGCGCGCGGGCUCGCGCGAGGCGACGGCCACGGACGAGGACGGUGAGGAGCCGCGCCGGCGCGCGCCCCGCGACGACCGCCGCAGGCAUCGACACCGUCAUUAUUAUGAAGGGUACGUCGGCGCGCCAGUGGCUGCGGUCCCGGGGGUGGUGGGCGCGGGGACGGCGGGCGCGGGGGCGGGGGCGUGGGAUCGUGGGGCGCUGGAGGCGCAGUGCCGCCAGUACGAGUACUACGAGCGGCUGCGGCGCUCCGACCCCGCCGCCUACAUGCGCGUCUACAAGCAGCUGCUGCACCCCGGCCUCUAUGCCGCCAACCUUUACGACGGCUACGGCGCGAUGGAGUACGAGGCGCGCGCGGAGGAGCGCGGCAGCGUGCACUCCGGCCGCUCCAGUGCCAACGGGCUCAAGCCCGCCGACACGGAGCUGACGACAGACAUGUCGCUGAACUUGCACCUGGAGGAGUCCACGGUGCGCUCGGAGCGCAUGACGCCCUUCAAGUACUCCACCGCGCAUGUUAAGGGCGUGCUGUGCGCGGACGCGCUGGUGGUGGUGCCGGCGGGCUACCCGGUGGACGCGCGCGCCGCGCCGCUGCGCGUGCUGCCGCUGCGCGCGCUGCUGCCCGCCGCCGGCCCCGCGCCCGCGCCCGGCCCGCUGGUCAAAGGUGUGACCCACAAGAAGAGCGUGGUGGAGUACUGCGCGGCGCAGGCGCGGGCGGCGGCGGGGGAGGGCGCGGGGGAGAGGGACGGCGCCGGCUGGGCGCUCGUGUGGGAGCUGCUGGCGCUGCUGCUGCGGCAGAACGGGGUUGUAGUGGGUUCUGAUAUCGCAGAACUGCUGAUGAAGAAUACGAAAGAGUUUGAAUAUAAGCCGCCAUCUGUUAAGAACACUGAUUAUAAACGUGAUUCGGAACCGUCCUCGGACGUCGAGGACGAGCCUGCCGCGCCCGCUGCGGAACUCAUUCCUCAAGAGGAGGAGGUGAAGAAGCCCGUGGUGGACGAGCGGGAGGCGCUGGAGCGCUUCCGGGAGUACCUCAUUUAUGGCAACAGGGAGGAGGCUUUGGAGUGGGCGAUGCGGUGCGGGCUGUGGGGCCACGCGCUGCAGCUGGCGGGCGCGCGGCGGGAGCGCGCCGCCGUGUGCGCGCGCUUCGUGGCCGCGCUGGCGCCCGCCGACCCGCUGCACUCGCUUUACGCCGCGCUGGCGCUGCGCGCGCCGCCCGCCGCCACCUGUGUGUCGGACGAGCGGUGGGGCGACUGGCGCCCGCACGCCGCCAUCAUCCUCGCCAACGCCUCGUCCAAGCCGGAGCAGGACCGGCGCACGCUCACACAGCUCGGUGACUCGUUGAACGCGCGCGGGCUGCUGUAUUCGGCGCAGUUCUGCUACCUGUCGGCGGGCGUGCCCUUCGCGGCGCACCCGCUGGCGCCGCACCGCGCGCCGCCCGCCCCCGGGCAGGACGCGCCGCCCGCCCACGGCACCGCGCCGCCGCGCCUGUCGCUGCUGCUGGCGGACCCGCGCGCGGAGUCGCUGGCGCGCUUCGCCACCGACCACGCGAUCUUCGCCACGGAGAUAUACGAGUACGCGAUGUCGCUCAGCCAGGACUUCGUGCUCGACGAGCUGGUGGUGUACAAGUUGGUGGCGGCGGCGCGGCUGGCGGACGCGGGACGCGGCGCGCGCGCGCUGCGCUACGCCGAGGCGGCCGCGCGCGCGCUCACCGCCGCGCCGCGCCGCCACGCGCCCUCACUGGCGCGCGCCGUGGCCGCGCUCGCCGACAGGCUGAAGUACUUCGACCCGGCGCUGCAGGACGAGGGCGCGGCGGGCGCGGAGGGCGCGGAUUGCGCGGAGGGCGAGGGCGAGGGCGGGACGGAGGGCGAGCGCAGCGCCGGCGCCUCGCCGCGCCACCAGCAGUGGCUGCGCGAUGUGCAGGCCGUCGCGCUGCAGCUCUCCGCGGAGGCGUCGCAGCAGAGCACGCCGCAGCACCGCGCGCCCGGCGCCGGCUGGCUGGACCAGACGCUCCAACAGACCCAGCAAGUCCCACAGUAUCCCGAGCCAUUGGAAGAUACUACCGACUAUUCCCAAUACUACCAACAACAGAACCAGCAGCAGCAGCAGUUCCACCAACAGAACCAGCAGCAGCAGCAGUUCCUCCAACAGCAUCAGCAACUGCAGCAGCAGCAGCUGCAGCAACAACAGCUACAGCAAGUGCCCGAGUACGUGCCGGAACAGCAGCAGUACGACCAGCAAUACGGCUACGAGGAGCAUGCGCAGUCCUACGCAGACCCGUACUGGCAGAAUGACACACACUAUGGAUAUGAUCCCGCGCCGCCCCCCGCCUCCGUGUGCCGCCAGCGCCGCCCGCCCCGCCCGCCCUCGCGCCCCGCCCACCGCCCCGCGCCGCCCGCCCAGCGCGCCCCGCCCGCCCUUGCCGCCCGGCGCGCCGCCAGCGGGGACGUCAUCGGCAACACGGUCGAAGCCUGGGCGCGCGCCGCCGCCCAGGAGCGCGCGUACAAGCCCCUCGUGUUCGGCGGCACCUACCCCAUCGACGAGCCGGCCGACCCCGACGACGACGAAGACCCCCUGGCCCACAAACAGCGACUCAGGGAGACUGUGGAGAGGAGCGUGGAGAAGUUCGAGGCCAUGUUGGCCAAGAGAGGGCAGAAAGUGUGGAGAGACCUGGCCGGCGGGGACGAGGCCUUCGCCCGCACGUUCGCCAUCGACGAGCCCACGGCGUGGCGCGACGGCGACCCGCUGCCGCGGGACCGGGACGGCCGCUACUACGUUGCGGGGCCCGAGACCUUCGACAUCGACGAGCCCGGCGCGGCGGGCGCGGCGGAGGAGGCGCCGCCCACCAUCACGAUGCCGGGCUCCGCGCCCUCCAAACCCGCCAUGUUCGGCGACAUGGACGACGACCGGCCCGCCUCGGCUGAUCAGACGGAACGAGAGACGGACACGCCGAAGACGAACGGCAAGAAAGCGGAAUCGAAGAACUCUGAAGGCGGCAAGGACAAGAAAUCCGGCUGGCUCGGCGGCAUCCUCACCAAGCUGUCGCUACGCGCGCCCAACCAGAUGAUCCUGCCCGACGACACCAACCCCACCAUCGUGUGGGACGAGGAGCACAAGCGCUGGCGCGACACCGCCGCCGGCGCCGGCGCCGCGCCCGCGCCGCCCGCGCCGCCGCCCGCGCUGCCCGCCAUGAGCACGUCGACGCCGCUGCAGUCGCCGGGCGCGCCGCCCGCCGCCGGCGCCCCCGUCGCCAAUAUCUUCAAGAUGCAGAAGGGCCGGCAUAUAAAGAAGUCGUACGUGGACGUGCUGAACCCGGGCGGCGCCCCCGCCGCGCCCGCCCCCGCGCCGCCCGCCCUCGCGCCGUCCGCGCUGCUGCCGCCCGCCCCCGACAACUACUUCGUGCCCGCGCCGCUGCACGACCAGUACUCCCCCCCGCCCGUGCACGUGUCCAUGCCCCCCUCCCCCGCCGCGACCCCCCGCGCCGCCCCCUCCCCCGUCCCCGCGCCGCACCCCCCCGAGGUACUCGCGUCAAGAAAAUAUAUA